This is a messenger RNA of Malus domestica (apple), 1404 nucleotides long. RefSeq names its product protein FLUORESCENT IN BLUE LIGHT, chloroplastic-like. The record is from RefSeq and is a predicted model, not a curated record. Gene Ontology annotation, biological process: chlorophyll biosynthetic process. Lineage: Eukaryota; Viridiplantae; Streptophyta; Magnoliopsida; Rosales; Rosaceae. Gene Ontology annotation, molecular function: protein binding.
ACAGCUUUGUUUUGAAGGCAAAUCUGGCUUUGAGCAAAGUUUGUGCUUGCAUCUGUUUGUUUGAUUGAGUGUCCUUAUUCCUGGUUUUUCUUUCUUCUUAUAUAGACAACUCGGCUUGGUCUUCUGUAGCAGCAGCCUUUGCCCGAAUGUGGUGUGAGGAUGAUGACUCAUCAACUAUUUUACAUGUGAUGCCACCGUAAAGUGCUUUAUGGGCUGUGUAGCUGAUCAGUCCACACCACUUGGCCUUUGGGUAGGUAAGCAAGUGGUCUUCAUGAGCUGCACUAAGUCAGAAAAGACCCUUUCUGCCUUGUGGGCUUUGACUGGGUUCUGGCUAUCUUUCCCUUUGGGCCUCCUUUCGGGCCAGCUCCUUCCUUGAGCCUAAAGUUCAAGUUUUGAUCCAAACAGACAUAAAAGUGUUUUUCAUUGUUAGAACCCGGGAAGUUACCUUCUCAUCCGUUUAGAGUCGAAAAGCUUGUUUCAUCAUUUGGAAAUGCUGUAGAUGGAGUGUAUGAGAUCCACCAUAUGUUGCCAAAAUCAAAAUGUCAGGUAUGACGGGAGAUGUAAAGUUGAGAUUCCCAGCAAUGGGACUUCUUCUCGGCAAUUCCUUAAUGUUGACAACACCAUUGGAAGCUUUGGCGGAAGCAUGCGAGGCUGACGACUCGGGUUUCAGCAUGCCUAUACUGCUAUUUGUAGCCCUUGUAGGGGCCACUGUUGGUGGCUUGGUUGCUCGGCAAAGGAAAGGAGAAUUACAGCGAGUGAAUGAACAGUUGCGUCAAAUCAAUCAAUCUCUAAGGAGGCAAGCUAAGAUCGAGUCAUAUGCUCCUAGUUUGAGUUAUUCACCGAUUGGUGCAAAAAUACUACCGGAGAGUGAGGUGAUAGUUGAGCCAAGGAAGCACGAGUUGAUUUCUCGACUGAAAGCUGGGAAGAAUUUUUUGAGAAAUCAAGAAACGGAGAAAGCACUAGAUGAGUUUAAGACAGCUCUUGAGCUUGCCCAAAGUAUGAAGGACCCAAUUGAGGAAAAGAAGGCUGCAAGAGGUUUAGGAGCCUCACUGCAAAGAUUGGGCAAGUACCGAGACGCUAUUAAGUGCCAUUCUAUGGUGUUGGACAUCUCCAAGCGAGAAGGAGAAGACUCAGGAAACACAGAAGCUUAUGGAGCGAUUGCUGAUUGUUAUACUGAGCUUGGAGAUCUCGAGCGUGCAGGGAAGUUCUAUGACAAUUACAUUGCGAGGUUGGAGUCCGACUGAAUCAGCUUCACCCAAAAGUUCUCUCUAUUAGUUACAGAGUUAUAGUGGCAUAUCACGAGAGGGUGUAAAUGACUUGUCACCGGCACUAGCCUGCAGAUCCCGGAACGUUUUGAUUUUGUUUCGUGGUACAAGUAGUUUAAUACAAAAUGCCUUUGGUUGA